Molecule: messenger RNA, 2816 nt
Organism: Hipposideros armiger (great roundleaf bat)
Lineage: Eukaryota; Metazoa; Chordata; Mammalia; Chiroptera; Hipposideridae
Gene: TMEM108
Product: transmembrane protein 108
Exons: 4
Coding region: 72-1790 (572 amino acids)
Biological process (GO): dendrite extension; postsynaptic density organization; retrograde axonal transport
Cellular component (GO): endosome membrane; early endosome; axon
Source: RefSeq, a predicted model, not a curated record
CUUGGGCAAGCUCUUUUAUGAGGAGGAGGUGGGGGUGCUAAGAGGACGUUUCAGAUGGUCCGCAAGCCCCAAUGGUCUUUUUAGGCUGCCUCCUGAUCUUCACACUGACCGAAGCACUGGUAUUCGCUGUCCAGGACCCGUCUCCCAGGGAAUCUCUUCAGGUCCUCCCUUCAGGCACCACCCCAGGCACCAUGGUGACAGUACCCCUCGGCUCUACCAGACACACACCCGUGGCUGCUGCCCCCGUCUCUGUGGUGACACUGACCCCCCAUCUCGAUGGGCCCUCCGCACGCACCGAAGCCCCCACAGCAACGACGACAUCCCAUCCAGAUGGACGGCCUCCUACCAACACCGUCUCCACCGUGAUGGCAACAGCAUCCACACCCUAUGCUGAGGGCUCCCUGACCACAGGGCCCCUUCCUGUUGCCAUGACAACCACGUCCUCUCACUCAGAGGGCCGCCCCCUGGGGGAGGCCGGGCCCACGGUCCUGCUGACAAAGCCAACUGGAGCCCCCAGCCGCCCCACCGCAGCACCCACCCGGGCUACCACGCGCAGACCCCCCAGGCCCCCAGGCUCUUCCCGAAAGGGGGCCAGCAGUUCAUCACGUCUUAUCCUGCCUGCAUUCAGUGGCCACUCUAGUAGGAAGGAAGGCCAGCGAGGAAGAAAUCAGAGCUCCACCCACUUGGGGCAGAAGCGGCCCCUGGGGAAAAUAUUUCAGAUCUACAAAGGCAACUUCACAGGAUCUGUGGCGCCGGAGCCCUCCACCCUCACCCCUAGAAACCCACUCUGGGGUGACUCCGCCUCACUGCAGACCCAGACAGUAGCCACAACCACGGCACCAAGCAGGACCUCAUGGGCACCGCUCACCACCCCCCUGGUGCCCGCAGAGGACAAGCCAGGCCUUAGCAGAGCAGACCAGGGGGGUGGUCCUGCCUUCACCAGCCAAGGAGGGGAGCCGGAUGCCACAGCAGCCUCAGGCACCCCUGCCAGUCCACAACCUGCCCCAGUGCCUUCUCAGCGCCCCCGUGGGGACCCCCAGGACAGCCCCAGCCACAGUGACUCCUGGCUCACUGUCACCCCUGGAACCAACAGACCUCUGUCUGCCGGCUCGGGGGUCUUCACGGCCGCCACAGGGCCCACCCAGGCUGCCUUCAGUGCCAGUGUCUCAGCCCCUUCCGAGGGGAGUCCUCAGGGAACAUCCUCAACCCCACAGGCCCCGGCCCACGCCCCCGGGGCCUCAGAAAGCACUGUUUCCGGAGCCGAGGAGGAGGCUGUGGCCACCCCCAUCGUGACCAACAGGGUGCCUAGUCCUCUCUCCACAGUGGUGUCCACGGCCACAGGAAACUUCCUCAACCGCCUGGUCCCUGCCGGGACCUGGAAGCCUGGGACAGCAGGGAACAUCUCCCAUGUGGCCGAAGGGGACAAACCCCAGCACAGAGCCACCAUCUGCCUGAGCAAGAUGGACAUUGCCUGGGUGAUCCUGGCCAUCAGCGUGCCCAUCUCCUCGUGCUCUGUCUUGCUGACCGUGUGCUGCCUGAGGAGGAAGAAGAAGACAGCCAACCCAGAGAACAACCUGAGCUACUGGAACAACGCCAUCACCAUGGACUACUUCAACAAGCAUGCUGUGGAGUUGCCCAGGGAGAUCCAGUCUCUUGAAACCUCUGAGGACCAGCUCUCAGAGCCCCGCUCCCCAGCCAAUGGUGACUACAGAGACACUGGGAUGGUCCUCGUUAACCCCUUCUGCCAAGAAACACUAUUUGUGGGAACCGAUCAGGUAUCAGAGAUCUAAGCGCAGCAGCCCUCGCUUUGCCAUUCCCUCCCUUUCGUCUCUAAAUUACAAAUAUCCAAAUAUAUAUUACAAAUAUAAUCUUUGUGUAGCCCUGACUUACUGAGAAACAUUUUCAGCUUUUUUUGUUCCCCUAAGAAUUGUCAACACCUUUUUUAUAAGUGUGGUUUAAGAACAAACAAACAAAAACUUUACAGAACGAUCCGUGGCUUUAUAAAAUAAAGGUCUUUCUAAGCAAAGCAGUUGCAUUGAUUGCUUCUCUUAAUAACUGUCCUUGAGCACUUGGGGGUCCCAGCAGCCCUCAGCAGGUCAGGGAAGACACUGACAUGGGGAAGCGGAGUGUUAAAUGGUCAUGAGCCCGGCCCUUUGAGUGAUUCUUAAAGCUCUGGUUCCCCUUGAAUCCAUGUGACCCCCCUGCCUCCCUCCUCCUAUGCACACCAGUGAAGGGCCACCUGGGGGGAAGAGGUGACAGACUCAUGCACUAAAGCAGGACAGGGGACAUGUCAUCACCCCAGUGGAUGAGUGCCCUGGAGCCUCACACUGGCACCACUGGCUGUCAAGUGCAAGUUCAUCCAAGCAGACGCAGGCAGGGGCAGCAGCCCCACCCCGGAAUCCUUGGCGUUCUUCAGGCAUCCUAAGGCCACGCCCCCCCCCCACCAUCACACAACAGGGACCUUCCGCUGUGCUGACAGGACUGCCUUUCCCUGGUGACAAAUGGCUCCCCUCUAAGCCCACGCCUGCAUCCUCUCCGACGCCCACAUCUGCAGUCAACACUCGUGCCUUUCUCUGGAGAGGGUUUCCAUGCGGAUCCCAGCCUGGAGCUGAAGAAUGCUUGUCCUUCUUCAAGGGCCACAUGUGUAUUGAGGUUCAGCUUUGUUUUCUCCAAAGGCCAUCAGACUGUCCCCCUGAGGAAUAUGUUUCUGUAAGAAGCCUUGAAGUGUAGAGCUGUAAUUUCCUAAGUCGACCUCCUGUGAUCUUUAAAAAACAAGACUUCCAACGCGAUUGUUCGGGCGAAGAAUCAUUACAUCC